CAUAUCAUCGAGCUGGACUUGACCCUUCUCUGACACUCGCGCAAUCGCUCAGUCCAUUACCGCCAUUCGCCAGAUCCACCUCGCGCCUGUCCAUCAGCGGCCAGUCGCACUCCACAAACCCUCAUUCUUCGUCUUUGUACUCCCGAUUCUGCUUUCACAAUAGAGAAUACGUCAGCCUUCAACAUGCGGAGCUUUCUGUCUAUUCUCAGCGUUCUAGCUGCCGUCAGUGUGGUUAGCGUUGCUGGCCAAGAAGCUCCUGCUGACCCGGCUUGUGUGGGUUCUUGCAACAACGACGUCAAAAACACCCAAUUCGCAGAGUUUGGCUGUACCAAUGCCAAUGAAGCUGGCUGCCUUUGCAAGGCCGAGAACUUCCGCUAUAGUGUAAGGGAUUGUUCCACCUCUCGAUGCACCGGCACCACAGAAGCGCAAGUCAGCGGCUGGUUCGACACCAACUUUUGUGCCGGGAUUCCUGUCGACGACGGGUCUGCAGCAACAUCUGCCGCUGAGGAACCGGCGGCUACGACCACAUCGGCUGCUGAGGAGGAAGCACAGCCAACCUCGUCUGCGGCAGUGGAGGAGACUGAGAGCGCAGAACCAACAACCCCUGUGCCGACGAGCGACGCCGCCGCCGCAACGACGACCGCUCCAGUGGAAACCGAAAGCGCGGCUUCAAGCACCACCGCAAGCGCGACCCCUACCGAAGCCUCUGAAACCGAAGAAACGACUUCAGCCGCAGAAACAUCCAGCAGCGACGCCAGCGAGACCUCUGCAGCAAGUGACAAGGACGACGACGGCGCAGCAGCAGCCGCUGGGGGUUUGUCGCAGGGCGCCGCUGUGGGCAUCGGUAUCGGUGUUGCUGUUGUCGUUAUUGCCAUCGCAGCAGUUGCCAUUGCUAUCCUUCUCCGGAAACGCAAGCAGAAGCAGCAGAGAGGCCCUCAGAAUCCCGACAUUUCAAGGCCUAUGCCUGACGUCGGCCGUGGCUACGGGUCCGGUGAUAACGGUUCCUACAUGGAGAAGCACGGUGAAUCCUUUGAGAUGACAUCAAACCGUUAUGAGGAUAUGGUCCCUAGGCAGGUGCCUCGUACAAUGGUUUGAGACGGCGGUGCCCAGUCCGCGGAAUAUCAAACAUUAUGGACCAACGCCGUUCGCAUGAUUUCUUUCUGUAUGAAUUCGGCUGGAUAGCUGUGAAAGCGGGAUCAAGGGAAACAAUCAACCAAGUGCUCAUCUUAUCAUAGGCCGUCAGCCGUGCGUGAUCUCCAGCCGAUGUCGUGGCCUGCAAGCUCGUAGAAUCUCAACAGAGUACAGUAACAGUGCGGCCUAUCAUUUGCAUCUUCUAGUACAUAUGUU
This is a messenger RNA of Emericellopsis atlantica, 1347 nucleotides long. RefSeq lists its product as uncharacterized. The transcript is spliced from 3 exons. The record is from RefSeq and is a predicted model, not a curated record. Lineage: Eukaryota; Fungi; Ascomycota; Sordariomycetes; Hypocreales; Bionectriaceae. The coding region runs from base 184 to 1095 and encodes 303 amino acids.